Molecule: messenger RNA, 1763 nt
Organism: Chaetomium fimeti
Lineage: Eukaryota; Fungi; Ascomycota; Sordariomycetes; Sordariales; Chaetomiaceae
Exons: 1
Coding region: 35-1642 (535 amino acids)
Biological process (GO): mRNA splicing, via spliceosome
Cellular component (GO): nucleus
Source: RefSeq, a predicted model, not a curated record
CUCUCUUGAUCCUCUCCCACUCACCGUCGCAAUCAUGAACAACGAUCAAUUUCGCAGGCUCCUGCUGGCCAACUCGGCCAAAUCUAAAGCCGACAAAAAUGGCGCCUCUCCGACCGACGCCCGCCCAGUCUCGAACACUCCCGCCGCACUCGGAUCCAGGCUCAAGUCGAGCAUUCCCAUGACGCCGCGCUCCGUCGCCGGCGCUCGCGUGGACUUUGCCAAGCAGCUCGCAGAACGGAACCAGGCGCCAGAGAAGUCACAGAAAAAGUUCAGGUCUUUUGCGCCUAAGGGUAGCAGGUUCGCCGAGGGAUACGUCGACCGCUCCAGGACAAGGGAAGAGGAGGAAGACGAACGGGCCGAAAGGCUCAAGGCUUUGGAAGAGUCGCUCAAGAAGGAAGAGAUUGACCGCGAGACAUACGACCGGCUACGGAGCGAGAUCGCGGGUGGCGACCUGUCGAGUACGCAUCUGGUGAAGGGGCUCGAUUUCAAGUUGCUGGAGAGGAUACGAAAGGGAGAGGAUGUCUACAAUGAAAAGGAGGAGUCACCCCAGGCGGAGAAGGAGGAGGGUGAAGAGGAGGAGCCACAAGACGAGCUAGGGGCGGACCCGGACGACUUUCUAGAGCAGUUGGAAUCCACCGAAGUCAAGGCGAUCGAGAAGGAGAAGGUACAAAAGAAGGGCCAGUUCGCCCCCACCACACUCAACCCGGGUCAAAAGAGGUCGCGGAACCAAAUAUUGGCUGAGAUGAAAGCCGCGAGAGCGGCGGCGGCGAAAGCGAAGGAGGAAUCAAGCUUGGGUUCCAAGUUCAAAAGAAUCGGGGAGAAGAAGACACCCGGGACUAGGAUAGAGAGGGACAGCAAAGGCCGCGAGGUCAUGAUCAUCGUAGACGAAGACGGACACGAAAGGCGGAAAGUGAGGAAAGUGGACCUCAAGGCUGAGGAGGAGUUGGAGAAGGAACGGGAGCUCCUGGCCUCGAGCAAGGUGCUCGGCAUGGAAGUGCCCGAGUUCUACAGGAAACAACUGGAGGCGCAACAGGCUGAGGAGGACGGCAAGGAGGUAAACAUUUUCGACGAUGCCGGUUCCGACUACGACCCGCUAGCCGGUUUAGAGGAAUCAGACGGGUCUUCAGAUGAAGAGGGUGAGACCAAGGACGAAGCGGAAGCGAAGGCAUCAGCAGAGAUGCCUCCGCCACCAAAACCGAACGCUCCAGCCGCGAGGAACUACUUCAAGGACUCCAAGACGGCGCUCACGUCAGAAGACAAGUAUAAGACGCCGUCACUGGAUGACCCGACUUUCAUGGCAGCCCUCAAAAAGGCCAAGGCGGCCAGCGCCAUGGAGAAGUCGGAAGAAGAGAAGAAGGCUGCCGAGAGGGAGGAGCGUCUCAAGAAGAAGCUGUUGGAUUCAAACCGCGAUGAUGAAGACAUGGACCUCGGCUUUGGCUCGAGCCGAGUGGAGGAUGAAGCGGACUCCGAGGAGACCAAGGUCAAGUUAUCGGCUUGGGGUGGGGGUGACGAUGAAGAAGAAGGCGGUGGCGGUGGCGGCGGUAAGUCGCAGCGGAAGAGAGGUGGGAAGAAGCGAAAGGGGGACAAGAAUAACUUUGAGGAUGUUAUGAAGGUGAUGCAGAGGCAGAAAGGGGGUGGGUGAUGGACUGACUGCCCCCGAGUCCAACAAAUGCAAACAUACCUAAUGAGUUUGUGAGGAUCUCUCCAGACAACCACUACAACCACUUCUCAUAAAUACCUAAAUGCAAACAAAUGAAUGACCA